CUCUUUAUUAUUUGAGAGUGGAGAGACGGUGUUUGAAUUUUCUUAUGGUGCGAUGCCUGUCGCUAAAAGGGGCUCUUCUCUCUCUCUCUCUCUCUCUCUGCAACUCCAACGUGCCAUUGAGACGACGACUUCUUUACUCUAAUUCUCUCUGCGCACAAUUUUAAUGCCUCUUGGGCCUUGUUUGAUGAUUUUUCGUUUGAUCUGUUGUUUUGAAUUGGGUUUCUUCGACUGAGGUCAGCUGCUUUGAUUUUUGACCAUGGUGUUUUGGGAUACUGAAAUUGGAUCGGGCUUUUGAUUCUAGUGGGGCAUUUCAUACCUCAAUUAUCAUGGGCUCCAGAUCCUUGUCAGGAGCAAAACCUCUUUCUGAUGAUAAUUUCGAUUUGGAAGAUGGAAAGGUGGAAAAGGACGGAGAGAAAACUGUGGGGGGUCACACUCUUGUGAAAGUCCAUAACCAAGCUGUCUUAUCUGGCUUAGCAUACUGCAUCUCAUCAUGCAGCAUGAUACUGGUGAAUAAGUUUGUUCUUUCAACCUAUGAUUUUAAUGCCGGCAUAUCUUUGAUGCUUUACCAGAAUCUUGUUUCAGUAGUUAUUGUAUCCAUGUUGAGCUUUGCUGGGAUAAUUUCAACGGAACAACUUACGUGGAGAUUGAUUCGGGUCUGGUUACCAGUGAACAUUAUAUUUGUUGGGAUGCUUAUUACGAGCAUGUUCAGUCUGAAGUACAUUAAUGUAGCUAUGGUCACAGUUCUGAAGAAUGUUACUAAUGUCAUAACUGCCUUGGGGGAGAUGUACCUUUUCAAGAAGCAUCAUGAUAGCAAAGUCUGGGCUGCAUUACUCCUAAUGAUUGUUUCAGCAAUCUCAGGUGGAAUUACAGAUCUUUCCUUCCAUGCUGUUGGCUAUUCGUGGCAAGUUAUAAAUUGCUUCCUAACAGCGUCGUAUUCGUUGACCUUGCGAAGAGUGAUGGAUACAGCAAAGCAAGUCACGAAGUCCGGAAACUUGAAUGAAUUUUCCAUGGUGUUACUCAACAAUGUUCUUUCAUUGCCCUUAGGACUGACGCUCAUUUUUAUAUUUAAUGAAGUGGACUACCUUUGUGAGACGCCAUUGUUGAAGAUGCCGAUGUUCUGGGUAGUCAUAACUUCAAGUGGGUUCUUGGGCCUCGCAAUCAGCUUUACGUCGAUGUGGUUUCUGCAUCAGACGGGUGCUACCACAUACAGCUUGGUCGGGUCACUUAACAAGAUCCCUCUCUCCAUGGCGGGGAUCCUGUUGUUUCAUGUACCUACUAGUCUCAAGAAUUUCUUGAGCAUUCUUUUUGGUCUUUUGGCUGGGGUAUUUUUUGCCAGAGCUAAGAUGUUGGAGAGAUCACAAUCCUAGGUCAACAUACACCUUUCUUCUCCCCUAAAAUCUUUUCCCCUGAAAGGAGGCUUGUGACUGGCCAUGGUGGAGUUCAUGAUAUGGAAGUAGAUUAUUUUAAAAAAAUGAAUACAACUUUCAAACCAAUGUCUAAUCUUUUACGUUUGGGAAGUUUUUGUACCAUCGAAAUCCAUUAUAGAUAAGGAUCUUGCUUGGCUCAGUGUAGAGCAGGGUUGACCUCUACAGUAUGGUGACUCUUAAAACCACUUACAAUCUUCAUUUAUGCUUGGCUCAGUGUAGAGCAGGGUUGAC
Messenger RNA from Amborella trichopoda, 1658 nucleotides. RefSeq names its product golgi nucleotide sugar transporter 1 (gene GONST1). The record is from RefSeq and is a predicted model, not a curated record. NCBI's taxonomy places the organism in Eukaryota, Viridiplantae, Streptophyta, Magnoliopsida, Amborellales, Amborellaceae.